This is a messenger RNA of Tinamus guttatus (white-throated tinamou), 1611 nucleotides long. The record is from RefSeq and is a predicted model, not a curated record. NCBI's taxonomy places the organism in Eukaryota, Metazoa, Chordata, Aves, Tinamiformes, Tinamidae.
AUGAAUGUCAUCCGCGGCCUAAGGCUUCCUGGCAGGAACUGUGUUUUCUUUCAUUUGGCCUCUUUGACUAAAUGGGGCAAGUGCAGUAAUCUCUGUGGGUUUUAUGCAAGAUGUGCAAGUCAAGUCAGUUGUAAACUAGAUAGGUGCCAAAGACUAAAUUUGAGUAGAAAUACUGGGAACUGGAAGUUGACUGGAAGCCCUAACUGCUAUGGAAACUCAACUGGUAAAGGACAGAGGUGUCUUCUAGAUGUUGUAAAUACAGAAGUAUGCAAGAAAGCACACCAUGGUUCUACACGAUCUUGCUUCCUGUCUUCUCAGCCACUGGUGGAGAAGAUCCCAUUCCUCCAAAUCGGUUCCCUUGGGCAACUCCCAAAUCGUUUUUCUGCUUGGAACAUUCCAGUCAUCAGGUUUUUUCACAUAUCACCAUCGUUUAAGGCUGCUCCGGCUCCUCUUUUCUGGAUUCUCAUUAAACCAGCUCAGAAAUUAUUUGCCAUCAUUCUUGGCAGGAGAAUAAGAAAGUGGUGGAAGUCACUUCCUCCUAACAAACGAGAACUCUUCAAGGAAAGUGCAAGGAAAAAUAAAUGGAAGAUACUCCUGAGUGUCAGUAGCCUAGGAAUUUUAUUUAUUGUGUUUUAUUUUACUCACUUGGAAGAGACACCCAUCACUGGACGUGCUCGACUGUUGGUUUUUGGAAAAGAACAUUUUAGGGAACUGUCACAGAUGGAAUACGAGAUGGUAAGAUUUUAAAGUAAAUUCAAAAUGCUCUAAAACUACUUUACUGCUUUUCUUAGUAAUGAUAUAGUCCAGGUAUGGAAAUGGGUGGUUGGUCACUUAUCUGAAAGCAAUAAGGACAUCCCACAGAUCUCUGAGCAGAAGUGGGUUGUCCAUGUGGUUGAAGAACCAGGUGUAAAUGCUUUUGUGCUUCCGAAUGGACAAGUAUUUGUUUUCACAGGGUUGCUAAAUGCAGUUUCUGAUAUUCACCAGUUGUCUUUCAUUUUGGGACAUGAGAUAGCUCAUGCUGUGCUGGAACAUGCAGCGGAGAAGGCCAGUCUGGUUCACUUCUUGGAUUUUUUAUCUCUCAUCUUUCUCACUAUGAUUUGGGCCAUCUGUCCUCGUGAUAGUUUGGCAAUGGUUGGUCAGUGGAUUCAGGGCAAGUUGCAGGAGUUUAUUUUUGACAGACCCUACAGCAGGACAUUGGAAGCCGAAGCUGAUAAAGUGGGACUUCGGUUUGCAGCAAAGGCUUGUGUGGAUGUCCGGGCCAGCAGUGUGUUCUGGCAGCAGAUGGAGUUAGCAGAAACCAUCCAAGGGCAGCCCAAGAUACCGGAGUGGCUCUCCACACACCCCUCGCAUGAAAACAGAGCUGAGCACCUAGACCGGCUGAUCCCAGAGGCUCUUAAAAUAAGAGAGAGCUGCAAUUGCCCAUCUCUUUCUGGACCAGAUCCUCGUCUCAUUUUCAGACUUAACAUGCAACGUCUGCUGGAAUCGUCUAAAGAUCAACAAAGCCCAAAUUCUACAAAGCAAGAUCUUACAAAACCAAAACUGGAUUUGCCUCACACUCAUAAAAUGGAAGAUAGGCCAGUAACUUUUGCAGUUAAACCUACAAACUCUUGA